Messenger RNA from Laccaria bicolor S238N-H82, 432 nucleotides. RefSeq lists its product as uncharacterized. The record is from RefSeq and is a predicted model, not a curated record. The transcript has 5 exons. Lineage: Eukaryota; Fungi; Basidiomycota; Agaricomycetes; Agaricales; Hydnangiaceae. Gene Ontology annotation, molecular function: cysteine-type endopeptidase inhibitor activity. The coding region runs from base 1 to 432 and encodes 143 amino acids.
AUGUUUGCCACUGGGAAUGGCAUCGACGAGGUUGUCACCACUGCUGCUGAAGUACCAUCGACUUUUGACGCUCAAUUUUGGGAUGUCAUUGCCGUUGAAGGCAAGGAAAACGUAUACACCAUCGUUCAGCGCACAUAUAGGAGUGCUCCUGGGGGAAGCUGGUCCCUGCAGGAAAAUUCUGCUGUUUACCCAGUCCCCGUCAUCACUUCACAAGGGUCUGCCGAAUGGCGCAUCUUUCCAUCCGAGGAGAAUUCUGACGCAUUCACCUCAUUGCGAUUUUUAAGCAUUCAACUAGUCACCACGGCACUUGGUGUGGACCGUUAUGUUGGAACUAAUGAUGCCAACCAAGUUGUCGUUAUCAGCAUUCCCGUUGUCGCUCAUCCGGAACAGGACAUACCCCAAUGGAAAUUUUUAGGUGGUCAAAUUCGAUGA